AUGUCAGAAUCAUCACGUCUGCCUGCCAUCUCUCGCAUGGACGAGCCGAUCUUAAUCGACGACGACGACGAAGAUGACGUUGCAGCCAUUCCAUCCAUCAACCGUGCCCCAGCACAUUCUCCCUCAGGCUCUCUGCGCGACGUCACGCCUGCCAUGUCGGUCGAGACAGACACCACCACCAGCAACGAUCCAAUCAAUGGUUUCGUCAAUAGCAACAUCGACCAGCAAUCCUCCCUCGACCAAUACAGGACCGGCUACGUGUACUCCGCAGAUAUGAUGCUCCACGUCAACCCGGUCGAUCCCGAGCAUCCCGAGAGGCCAUUACGAAUCUGGAAAAUAUACUUGAAGUUCAAGCACAGGGAUCUCUUCUCCCGUAUGAAGCGGAUUCCAAUUCGGGAAGUGACCCGAGCUGAGGUAGAUCUUGUCCACGACAAGGGCAUCUGGGAUGGUGUCGAACAGUCGGCACGCCUGCACUCGGACUUCUUGAAAGAGCAGGUCCUUGCGCUGGAGAGCUCCAGCUCUCUUUACAUCAACGAACACUCGGCCUAUGCCGCAAGACUCUCUUGCGGAGGGGCCAUCGAACUGUGCGAUGCCGUCGCAGCCGGCCGCAUCCAGAACGGGUUUGCCAUCGUAAGGCCCCCUGGCCAUCACGCAGAGCCUCACAGGAGCAUGGGCUUCUGCUUCUACAACAACGUUGCCGUAGCGACACGACACGUCAUGCGAAAACACGAUCACAUUAACAAGGUCCUCAUCCUCGACUGGGACGUGCACCACGGCAACGGAACGCAAAAAGCCUUUGAGAACGAUGCAGAUGUGCUAUACAUCUCGAUCCAUCGAUACGACGCCGACGGCAGCUUUUAUCCUGGUUCCAGCUAUGGUAACUACGAUAGCGACGGUACGGGGGCUGGUAAGGGCAAAUCGGUCAAUGUGCCGUGGCCCACCCAUGGCAUGGGCGAUGCAGAUUACAUGUAUGCGUUCCAGCAUCUCGUGAUGCCCAUCGCCUACCAGUUCGAGCCGGACCUCGUCAUCAUUUCCGCCGGCUUUGAUGCUGCUGACGGCGAUCCCAUUGGUCUCAACAGGGUCUCCCCAGGCGGAUUUGCACAGAUGACGCACCAGCUCACCUCGCUCUGCCAGGGCAAGGUCGCCGUCGUGCUCGAAGGCGGUUACAACCCGGAUGCUGUGGCCAACAGCGCCCUAGCCGUCACCGAAGUACUCUUGUCCCUCAAUACAGCCGAGCCACGAGAGACUGUGGCCAGCACCAUCGCCGCAAAUACCGUCCAUAGAGUCAUACGCCACCACAAGCGGUAUUGGCCCUCUCUUCUCGUGUCGGACAUCGAAGCGGAUGACGUCGACUGGGCUUCCCCCAACCCGCCUCCUUCGGUCGAUGUGAUCGAGUUACUCGCCGCUUACCGUCAGACGGUGAUUACCGAAGAGUAUGACCUGUUUGAAGUGCCUCUGUACGACAGUCCACACAGCGCAUUCGGCGGACAUGCCUUGUGUUCCGAGGGCAUCCUGGACCAAUUCUCCACCAUCAUCUUUUUCGUACACGAUAUGGGCAACUUGCGCUCCGAACGGCCGCGAUCGGUGCUGGAUCACCAGAAAGAAGCCUACAGGCUCGUCGAUGCCUCGAAAUGCGUUAUGGACUAUGCCAAGUCGCAACGCUAUGGUCUGGUCGACAUCAACGUCGUCAGGCAACUCUCCACCAAUAGACCUAUCCUUCCCGCAGAUUCGCGAGACUUGGUGCUGCACGGUGAUGUCGAAGGGAUGAAAGAAGCAUGCGAAGCCGCAGAGUUCAUCUGGGACAACAUUAUUGCGCUCGCCGGGCGCUUGCAAGGGCCCUGCGACGUGGUCCUGAUGGGACUCGGCACUGGUUGCAACGUUCUGACAAACAUCAUCGACAAAAAGGAUGUCAAGUCGCGCGUCAAGGCCGUCGUCCACGUCGUAGGUUAUGGCAAGAUGCCCGGCAUCUCGGUGGCAAAGGAUCUCGAGACCAAGAAAUGGUACUACAAAAAUUCGAAGGUCCUUGCGCCGGCAGACCACCGACACCUGCUGGAACGAGGCGAUGCUGCGCCCCUCAAGAGGUACGGCAGGAUCACGCCAAUCCACAAGACGGCCCCCAUCAACGUGCUCAGUGAGAGCAUGGCCAGCAUCGGGGUUUUCAUCGAGAAAAAACUCGCUGUAGCCAAGAGACCCUAG
This is a messenger RNA of Sporisorium graminicola, 2196 nucleotides long. RefSeq lists its product as uncharacterized. The transcript has 3 exons. Gene Ontology annotation, biological process: chromatin organization. The record is from RefSeq and is a predicted model, not a curated record. NCBI's taxonomy places the organism in Eukaryota, Fungi, Basidiomycota, Ustilaginomycetes, Ustilaginales, Ustilaginaceae. Gene Ontology annotation, cellular component: histone deacetylase complex. Gene Ontology annotation, molecular function: histone deacetylase activity. The coding region runs from base 1 to 2196 and encodes 731 amino acids.